Molecule: messenger RNA, 2661 nt
Organism: Aegilops tauschii subsp. strangulata
Lineage: Eukaryota; Viridiplantae; Streptophyta; Magnoliopsida; Poales; Poaceae
Source: RefSeq, a predicted model, not a curated record
AUGGUCACCGCUUGGGACCCCAGCGUCCUGAGUCUGUCCGCGUCCUCGGCCUCCCGUUACACGCUUACUGCCUCCCUUUCUUCCACGCGGUGCGCUCUCUCCUUCCGGUUCACUAACGUUUACGCUCCCUCCGAUCAUGCUUUCACGGCGGACUUUGUCGAGGACCUCAUGUCGGUCGCGGCGGGCAUCACCGGCCCCUGGCUGGUGCUUGGGGAUUUCAAUCUCAUCCGCUUCCCUCACGAGAAGAAUAACAACCGCUUUGAUGCAUCUCGUGCGGCUGUGUUCAACUCCCUCGUUAACUCUCUUGCUCUGCACGAGCUCGCCCUGUUGGAUAGGCUGUUUACUUGGACGAACAGGCGGGAUCCCCCCACCCUAGCUCGUCUGGAUCACGUCUUCUUUGACCACGCUUGGGACGUCGCCUUCCCGGACUCGUGUCUGUCGUCUCGCCGUCGUCCUACCUCGGAUCAUGUGCCCCUAGUGGUGGAGGCAGCGACGCGGAUUCCUUCCUCCUCUCGGUUUUUCUUUGAGAACUCUUGGCUCCGCGACCCACAGUUUCUCCCCUCUACCCUCCCGUCCUGGUCGAACACGGGGGCCGGUCGGUGCGCAGUGGGCUGCCUGGCAGCUCGCAAGAAAAGGUUCAGGGCUGCGGCCAAGGUUUGGAAAAGGCUCCACAAAUUCAUUCCUGCUUUCGAUAAUAAUUGCAGAUUUGUGAUUGACCUGCUUGACUUUUGGGAGGAGUGCCGCCCCCUGUCCUCUGAUGAACACCAGCUCCGGAAGGACGCGCGCAUGGCUUUGGCGGCUUCGAUCCGGCGGCAGAGCGCGUACUGGAAGCAGCGCGGGAAGUGUCGGGCUGUCUGCGAGGGGGACGAGAACACCGGCUUCUUCCAUGCGAGCGCCUCCCACCGCCGCCGCGCCAACACGAUCCGUGUGCUCGACGUCGACGGCGCAAUGGUGUUGGACCAUGCUGGAAAGGCGGGGGCCCUGCUCACGUUCUACUCCGAGUUGUUGGGCAGGGCUCGGCCCGCCGUGUGGCGCUUCGACUUGGAGGCUCUCUACCGCCACGCGCCGAGGGUGGAUGCGGCGGCCCUGGUCGCGCCGUUCUCGCCCAGCGAGAUUAAGGAGGCGGUGAACCUCCUCGACCGGACUAGCGCGCCCGGACCGGACGGCCUUGGCCCCGCGUUCUACCAGGCCGCUUGGAGUGCGGUCGCGGGCGACCUACAGCGGCUCUUCGACGCGGUCCAUGACAGCACCGCGGACCUCGACGCCAUCAACCGUGCGUACAUUGACCUGCUGCCCAAGGGUGUGGGCGUGCCGACGCCGGGCGCUUUCCGCCCUAAGCAGAUCGGGGGCAUCAUCGACGUCGACCAGUCUGGGUUCUUGGCAGGGAGGAGCAUCUCCGAGAACUUCGUGUAUGCCGCCGAGGUGAUCCAGUGCUGCCACAAACGGGGGGCGCCUGCCCUCGUGUUCAAGCUGGACUUCGCCAAGGCAUUCGACUCGGUCAACUGGGGGGCGCUGCGCCGGAUCCUCAUGGCGCGCGGCUUUCCCCGGCGGUGGUGCGACUGGAUGGACCUGAUCUUCGAGUCCUCGCGGUCGGCGGUGCUGCUGAACGGCGUGCCCGGGCGGUGGUUCACGGUGCGCCGGGGGCUGCGGCAAGAUGAUCAGUCAAGAUGGGGCCAUGUUCCACCCUCUCGUCGAUGGCAAGCCCCCCUGGUGCUGCAAUAUGCCGAUGAUACGCUUGUCAUCCUCCGCGCGGACUCCGGCGCCGCGGCCCGCCUCCGCCGUAUCCUCGACGACUUUGCGGCGGCGACGGGGCUGGACAUCAACUUCGACAAAAGUACUCUGGUCCCCAUGCACGUGCCCGAGGAGGUGUUGGUGGAGACCGUUGGUGCCCUUGGCUACGCCGUCCAAGGGUUUCCGCAAGCCUACCUGGGGCUCCCGUUGUCGUGGGAAAAGCUCUGCUUCGCCGACUUCCUACCCAUGAUCGCGAAGGUUGACAGGUACCUGGCUGGAUGGAGAGCCCGUCUUCUCUCCCCGGCCGGGCGUUUGGUCCUGAUCAACGCUGUCCUCGACGCCCUUCCCAUUUAUGCCAUGGCGGCGAUGUUGCUCCCGCCGGCAGUGAUCAAGGAGCUCGACUCGCUCCGUCGGGCCUUCCUCUGGAAUGCGGCCGAGCGCGCCUCCGGAGCCCAAUGCCUGGUGGCUUGGGAGCGCGUUUGCAGGACCAAGGCGGAAGGCGGGCUGGGCGUCCGUGACCUCGCUACACAGAAUCGCUGCCUGCUGCUCAAGAUGCUGCACCGGCUCCACGCAACCUCCUCGUCUUCGAGAUGGCCCAUGUGGGUGUGGGCGGAGCUCGACGGUCGCUCCCUUCUCUCGCCAACAGCCAGCAGGAGCGCAGGGGAGCACGGCAAGGCGCUGGCACGGCUGCUCCCGCUGUACCGCGGGAUCACCAGGGUGACGGUGAGCGAUGGGAGGCGGACGUCCUUCUGGCUCGACUCCUGGCUCCCGUGUGGGCCUCUCGCGGUCGCUCUCCCGGUGUUGCACUCGCACACGACGAUGAAGGAGGCCACGGUGUGGCGGGUGCGCGUGCGCGCGGCCUGGACAGUGUGCUGGUGCCCAGGCUUACCUCUGCCGGCGCCGUGGAGCGGGCUACCCUUUUGGCCCUGA